AUGGGCGCAGAGACGGAAGCCGGAAGUCGAUGCUCAGGAAUGUUGAUGUUAGAAAGUGGAGGAGAAGAGCGUCGACGAGCAUUAAAACAGCUUAAUUCAUUCAAUCCGACCAGGAUGAUUAAGAUCCCGAGCAGAAUGUGAGAGUCGGACGGAAAACAUCAUGCUGAUCAAACACAUCAGACAGCGCAGUGUCGGCCGGGCGAAGGUGGCCCAUGCAGUGGUGGUGAUCUUCAUGGAGUUCUUCGCCUGGGGUCUCCUGACCACACCAAUGCUGACAGUCCUGCAUCAAACAUUCCCACAGCACACGUUUCUCAUGAACGGCCUCAUUCAGGGCGUCAAGGGCUUGCUGUCGUUCAUGAGCGCUCCUCUGAUCGGUGCCUUGUCUGAUGUUUGGGGCAGAAAAAGCUUCCUGCUGCUCACAGUGUUUUUCACCUGCGCCCCCAUCCCACUAAUGAGGAUCAGCCCAUGGUGGUUUUUCGCUCUGAUGUCAGUGUCUGGACUUUUCUCUGUUACAUUUUCUGUGAUAUUUGCAUAUGUGGCUGAUAUUACAGAAGAGCAUGAAAGAAGCACAGCGUAUGGACUGGUUUCUGCGACUUUCGCUGCGAGUUUAGUGACGAGUCCGGCUAUAGGAGCGUUCCUGUCCGUCCGGUACGGAGACAGUCUGGUGGUUCUGCUUGCCACUAUCAUCGCAGUGUCUGAUAUUCUGUUCGUCCUGCUGGUGGUGCCCGAGUCUCUGCCAGACAAAAUGAGACUGUCAUCAUGGGGUUUUCCCAUUUCCUGGGAGCAGGCGGAUCCUUUCGCUUCUCUGAGGAAGGUUGGUAAAGACUCCACAGUGCUGCUCAUCUGCGUCACAGUGUUCCUGUCGUAUCUGCCGGAGGCCGGACAGUAUUCCAGCUUCUUCCUCUACCUGGGACAGGUCAUUAACUUCUCGUCAGAAGCGAUUGCAGGGUUUAUAGCGAUGGUGGGAAUCCUGUCCAUCAUUGCACAGGUAAAGACCUUCAGCUUCCACAUCAGGUAGUUUUCACAAACACUUGUCUUUAUGACAGAUUUAUUCAAACAUACAUAUAUAUAUUUAACUGUAAAUAAGCUUUUUUUAUAGCUAACUAAUGAACUGUGAAAAUUGGAUAACUUUCCUGAGGUAAAUCCAACAUUAAAGGAUUAGUUCACACAAAAAUGAAAAUUCUGUCAUCAUUUACUUGUCGUCCCAAACCUGUAAGACUUUCUUUCAUCUGAUCCCUCUAUUGACAGUCCACACAACUACCUCUUCAACACUUAAAGAAGUUCAUGAAGAGAAUUUGAAUUUAGGCUUUUAUUCACAUAUAAAUAUUUAUCAACGCACGAGCGAGAACCAAUGAGGUUCAUUCUCGUGUUACGCAGCACGUUUGAGCUUCAGCGAGAACCAAUGAGGUUCAUUCUCGUGUUACGCAGCACGUUUGAGCUUCAGCGAGAACCAAUGAGGUUCAUUCUCGUGUUACGCAGCACGUUUGAGCUUCAGCGAGAACCAAUGAGGUUCAUUCUCGUGUUACGCAGCACGUUUGAGCUUCUUCAAGAACCAAUGAGGUUAAUUCUCGUGUUACGCAGCACGUUUGAGCUUCAGCGGGAACCAAUGAGGUUCAUUCUCGUGUUACGCAGCACGUUUGAGCUUCAGCGAGAACCAAUGAGGUUAAUUCUCGUGUUACGCAGCACGUUUGAGCUUCAGCGGGAACCAAUGAGGUUCAUUCUCGUGUUACGCAGCACGUUUGAGCUUCAGCGAGAACCAAUGAGGUUCAUUCUCGUGUUACGCAGCACGUUUGAGCUUCAGCGGGAACCAGUGAGGUUAAUUCUCGUGUUACGCAUCACGUUUGAGCUUCAGCGGGAACCAAUGAGGUUCAUUCUCGUGUUACGCAUCACGUUUGAGCUUCAGCGGGAACCAGUGAGGUUAAUUCUCGUGUUACGCAGCACGUUUGAGCUUCAGCGGGAACCAAUGAGGUUCAUUCUCGUGUUACGCAGCACGUUUGAGCUUCAGCGAGAACCAAUGAGGUUCAUUCUCGUGUUACGCAGCACGUUUGAGCUUCAGCGAGAACCAAUGAGGUUCAUUCUCGUGUUACGCAGCACGUUUGAGCUUCAGCGGGAACCAAUGAGGUUCAUUCUCGUGUUACGCAGCACGUUUGAGCUUCAGCGGGAACCAAUGAGGUUCAUUCUCGUGUUACGCAGCACGUUUGAGCUUCAGCGGGAACCAAUGAGGUUCAUUCUCGUGUUACGCAGAACGUUUGAGCUUCAGCGAGAACCAAUGAGGUUCAUUCUCGUGUUACGCAGAACGUUUGAGCUUCAGCGAGAACCAAUGAGGUUCAUUCUCGUGUUACGCAGCACGUUUGAGCUUCAGCGAGAACCAAUGAGGUUCAUUCUCGUGUUACGCAGCACGUUUGAGCUUCUUCAAGAACCAAUGAGGUUAAUUCUCGUGUUACGCAGCACGUUUGAGCUUCAGCGGGAACCAAUGAGGUUCAUUCUCGUGUUACGCAGCACGUUUGAGCUUCAGCGAGAACCAAUGAGGUUCAUUCUCGUGUUACGCAGCACGUUUGAGCUUCUUCAAGAACCAAUGAGGUUAAUUCUCGUGUUACGCAGCACGUUUGAGCUUCAGCGGGAACCAAUGAGGUUCAUUCUCGUGUUACGCAGCACGUUUGAGCUUCAGCGAGAACCAAUGAGGUUCAUUCUCGUGUUACGCAGCACGUUUGAGCUUCUUCAAGAACCAAUGAGGUUAAUUCUCGUGUUACGCAGCACGUUUGAGCUUCAGCGGGAACCAAUGAGGUUCAUUCUCGUGUUACGCAGCACGUUUGAGCUUCAGCGGGAACCAAUGAGGUUCAUUCUCGUGUUACGCAGAACGUUUGAGCUUCAGCGAGAACCAAUGAGGUUCAUUCUCGUGUUACGCAGAACGUUUGAGCUUCAGCGAGAACCAAUGAGGUUCAUUCUCGUGUUACGCAGCACGUUUGAGCUUCAGCGGGAACCAAUGAGGUUUGUUCUUGCGCGUCAAGCAGGUUCAGUUGAGCUUCUGUUGUUUUUCUCUGAUCAGUGUUUAUAUGUGAGUAAAAGCCUAAAUCAGACCUGAUCAUCUGCUGUUUUUAAAUAAUCGGCCUUAUUCAUGAUAUUGAUUGUGUUUUUGCAGACAUUACUUUUAAGUGUUCUAAUGAAGAGAAUUGGAAAUAAAAGCACAGUGCUACUGGGACUCGGAUUUCAGCUGUUCCAGCUGGCCUGGUACGGCUUUGGGUCAGAACCAUGGAUGAUGUGGGCGGCCGGAGCCGUCGCUGCCAUGUCCAGUAUCACCUUUCCCGCCGUGAGCGCGCUGGUGUCUCGCUGCACGGAUCACGACCAGCAGGGAGCGGUUCAGGGGAUGAUCACAGGGAUUCGAGGUCUGUGUAACGGACUCGGUCCGGCUCUUUUUGGAUUCAUAUUCUUCCUCUUCAAUGUGGAACUGAAGGAGAUGAGCCCCGUCACGAACCCCAUCACACCCAGCACCGAAGAGAAAUCUGCUAUUCCAGGUCCACCCUUCCUGUUCGGCGCGUGUACGGUGGUUCUGGCGCUGCUGGUGGCGGUCUUCAUUCCGACUCAACACGCUCCGGCCGUGAAGACGUGCAGCACGCGGGUCAUGACGGAGCCCGUGAGCAGCGGUGGCGUCCCGGAGAACAGCUCCGUUCCUGUGAGCGACGAAGACAACGAGCCUCUUUUACAGGACAGCAGCUUAUAGACGACUGAAACAAGGUUUUGAUUCCAGCGGUGUGUCGGAAAAAGCUUUUUAUGGGAUGUCUAAACGUCUUUUUGGCAACACUUUACAAUAAGGUCUCAUUAGUUAGUGCAUUCUGUGCAGCAUUCAUUAAUCUUUAUCAAUGUUCGUUAAUAAAAAUAGAAAAAUAAAAAAAAAUAUUGUUCAUUGUUUGUUUUUUUAUUUUAAAUGUAUUAAUAUAUAAUGAAAUUAACAUGAACUAAGAUUAAUAAAUGCUGUAGAAGUGUUUUUCAUUGUUAGUUCAUAUUAUCUAAUGAAACCUUAUUUUAAAGUGUUACCGUCUUAUUUCUUAUCCUUUUGUCUUUGAAAGAGAAUGUGCCUUCUUCAUAUUUUGGCAUAUAGUUCAUGUGCUGCCGUGUAUCUGAAUGUACAUGUAGUCAAGCCAAUGUCCUUUAAUAUAUUACUGAUGAACUUUAACCUCUGCGCUAAACUUGUACAGACCGCAAUAAUAAUGUUGACACAAAGAUUUCAUCUGACAGCAGGAAGCAUUUAAAAACACUGCAAAACAAGUUCUUCCUCAGUGUUUCUGUCUUGUUUUGCAGCACAAAUAUCUAAACAUUCUUAAAUCAAGACACAUUUACUGGAGAAGAGAAAUGACUGAAGAUAUUAAGACUGAAAAAUGAGUUUGUGCUUAAAACAAGAACGAAUAUCUGCCAAUGGAGUCAGAAAAAUAAACUUGUUUUCACUUUGAAUUAAGAUUAUUUUUCUGACUCCACUUACAGAUAUUUGUUCUUGUUUUAAGCACAAACUCACUUCAUUUUGAUUCAUUUUCCAGUAAAUGUAUCUUGAUUUAAGAAUGUUUAGAUAUUUGUGCUGGAAAACAAGACAGAAACACUGAGGAAGAACAUCAUGUGUGGCUGUGAUGCAGUUGCACGUACAGCGAGAGCGCGGCGUCUUUUAUCAGAAGUCAAUAAACGACACAAAACAGACAUAAUCAUUGUUUUUAGGUCAGAUGCAGCUUUGAUAGAUUAAUUAUUAGGAAGUAAAUUCAAUCUAUAUUCAUAUACGAGCACCAGCUAUUCGACACGGAGCUGCUACCUCACGAUUAAACAUCUGCUUGAUUAAAUACAUUGAUGUUUCUGUGUUGCAGAUGUCCUGAAAAAUAUCAUUUUUAAAACAGCUUUACUGAUUUAUCGUUGCUUCCUAACAGAACCGACUCUUACUGACUUUUAUGUGAUUAUUUAAUUAAAGUGUAUUUUUUGCAUGUUAAACGCAGAGUAAGACGAAUUUCAGUUUCAUUACGUCAUUCGCUGAUAUCAUGAAACAUACUGCAGCAAUAACAUGUGAACUACAUGCCUGAAUCCGUGACGUUAUCAAGCACGAUUGAAUGUCUGUAGCGUUACAGAUGUGUUUUAGCAGCACAGAGAGAAGCAAACUUGGGGACCUGAUUAUUAUGCAUACUUGAAAAUGAAGUGUAGACGUGACUGUAUUUAUGCAAUCGGUGCUGAUCGCCGCGCAUUGACGAGCUCGUAGCCCCACUAAAGUCAUUUUAGAUGUUUUUCAAUGAACUGCACUUUGUUUUUUAAUGAUGUUUCGGCUACAGGUGCCAUUCUUCAUGUCUAUGCAGACUUGAUGCUCGUUGGUUUGUAGAUGCCUUCUGAAGAGAUUUUAUUGAUGCACAUUAAGCAUUCGUUUGCUGAUGACUGCAACCAGACGUUUGUUACAAGCUAUUCGUUAAUCAAUGUUUCAAUAAACCACUUCAUAUUCCAGAAA
Molecule: messenger RNA, 5467 nt
Organism: Ctenopharyngodon idella (grass carp)
Lineage: Eukaryota; Metazoa; Chordata; Actinopteri; Cypriniformes; Xenocyprididae
Gene: slc71a2b
Product: major facilitator superfamily domain containing 14Bb
Exons: 14
Coding region: 161-1018 (285 amino acids)
Biological process (GO): transmembrane transport
Cellular component (GO): membrane
Molecular function (GO): transmembrane transporter activity
Source: RefSeq, a predicted model, not a curated record